CCUAAUUAUCUCCCAAAGGCCCUAUCUCCUAAUAUCAUCACAUUGGAGGGCAAGGUUUCAACAAUGAAUUGGAUACAAACAUUGAGUCCAUUAUAGGGACAUUUCUUAAUAUGAUUUUUGUCUCUCAAAAACAAAAAUGCAAAAUUGGGUAAAACAAUAAGCCCUGUGUAUAACAUUAUGAUCAUCAGUGAAUGGUCAAGGGAUCGGUAACAUUCAAAGAUGUGACUAUGGCCUUUACCAAGAAGGAAUGGGAGCAACUAGAUCCUGCUCAAAAGAGCCUGUACAAGGAUGUGAUGCUGGAGAAUUACAGCAACCUAGCCUCAUUGGUAGGGUAUCAAGCUCUCAAACCAGACAUGAUAUCCAAGUUGGGAAAAGGAGAAGAGCCAUGGCUGGGGAAGGGGAAAAGACCCAGACAAGGUGGUCUGAGUGAAAUAGCAAGACCCAAGGGAAUAGGAGCCAAUGGAAAAGAAGUCCAGCAAGAUGAUGACCAGCUAGAGAACCACCAGGAAUCUCAAAACAAACUCCUUGGGGAAGUUGCUUUCAAGAAAACAACUCUGACUAAGAAAAAGGGCCAUGAAUGUAGUUCAUUGGGGAAAAAAAAUGUGAGUACAAAAUACGUUCCUUCAAAAAAAAAGCUUCUUAAAUUUGAUUCACAUGGAAAGAAUUUAGACUUACCUGGUCAUGUAAGAAAUUAUGUAGAAAAGAAACCUGAUGUAGCUAAAGAGCAUACGAAAUCAUUCAGCCAUAGCUUAUCUGAUACAAAGAAAGACAAAAAUCAAACUGGAAAGAAAUGUGAGAAAUUACCCAACCAUAGCUCAUCUAAUAGGCCUGACAAAACUCAAACUGGCAAGAAACAUACUGAACGGGACAAAAUUCAAACUGGAGAAAAACAUAAGGAAUCAUCCAGCUGUAGCUCAUCUCCUACUAAGCGUGACAAAACUCAGAAUAAAGUGAAACCAUAUGAAUGUAAUGAAUGUGGGAAGGUUCUCAGCCACAAACAAGGACUCGUUGACCAUCAGAGAAUUCAUACAGGUGAGAAACCAUAUGAAUGUAAUGAAUGUGGGAUAGCCUUUAGCCAAAAAUCACACCUUGUUGUACACCAGAGAACUCACACUGGAGAAAAACCAUAUGAGUGUAUUCAGUGUGGCAAAGCCCAUGGUCAUAAACAUGCCCUCACUGACCAUCUGAGAGUUCAUACUGGGGAAAAGCCCUAUGAAUGUACUGAAUGUGGGAAAACCUUCAGACAUAGCUCAAACCUUAUUCAACAUGUGAGAUCUCAUACAGGCGAGAAGCCCUAUGAAUGUAAGGAAUGUGGAAAGUCCUUUAGGUAUAACUCAUCUCUUACGGAACAUGUGAGAACUCAUACAGGUGAAAUACCAUACGAAUGUAAUGAAUGUGGAAAAGCCUUUAAGUAUAGCUCAUCCCUUACUAAACAUAUGAGAAUUCAUACAGGUGAGAAACCCUUUCAAUGUAGUGAAUGUGGGAAAGCUUUCAGCAAGAAGUCACACCUCAUUAUACAUCAAAGAACUCAUACUAAAGAGAAACCCUAUAAAUGUAAUGAAUGUGGAAAAGCCUUUGGACAUAGCUCAUCUCUUACUUACCAUAUGAGAACUCAUACAGGUGAGAGUCCUUUUGAAUGCAAUCAAUGUGGGAAGGCUUUCAAGCAAAUUGAAGGUCUUACUCAACAUCAGAGAGUUCAUACUGGGGAGAAGCCCUAUGAAUGUAAUGAAUGUGGGAAAGCCUUUACCCAAAAGUCACACCUCAUUGUACAUCAGAGAACUCAUACUGGGGAGAAACCCUAUGAAUGUAAUGAAUGUGGAAAAGCGUUCAAUGCAAAGUCACAACUUAUUAUACAUCAGAGAUCCCACACUGGAGAGAAACCGUAUGAAUGUAAUGAAUGUGGAAAAGCCUUCAAACAAAAUGCAUCCCUUACUAAACAUAUGAAAACUCAUUCAGAAGAGAAAUCUCAUGAGUGAAAUUAGUGGGGGAAGUCUGAACUAAAGGUUUUAUUUAACCUUAGAAGUAUUCUAACUUUAAAGAAUGUUAGAAAGCUUUAACAAGAAGUCACACCAUCGUUACACAUGAGAGAAUUUGAAAAUGAAUCAUCACAUGGAAGAAAUGGAUGGAGAGUUUAAACCUGAUACUAAACCUUUUAGAUAAAAUAUUGUUUUAAAAAUAAUUACUAUAAAUGAUCUAUAUAUUCAGAUUGAAUAUAAAGCUUUUAAAAUUGUUAAUAAUUGAAUAAUCAGAGCACUAGAGAAACAAAUUACAUUUUCUGACAAUUCCUGAGUUGCUUGAGUGUUGUGUACUUAAGCACCACAUACGAGAAUUGAAUUUGCAUAUCUGUUUAUUGCCAUGUAUAAAUGUGUGUGACCAUUGGUAUGAGUUUUAUCUUUGAUGCUAUCACGCAGCUCUUUCUUAAUGUCUUUGCUAGUCUCUGCGUCAGCAGAAAACUUUAUAAAAGGGUUAUUAUCUAUGUUAAAAAAAAUGUUAACACAAAAUUAAGAGAAAAUGAAGGAAAUCAGCUGAGAACACACAGGUGCUGGUAGGGAAUGCUAUCCAAGAUAUAUUGUUGAGUGAAAAAAGCAGGUUGCUCAACUGCAUAUAUAGUUUGUUCCCACUUGUGUACAAAAGGGUGUGUGUGUUUUCCUGUCUGUCUGUGUGUAUGUAUGUAUGUAUGUGUGUAUAUAUACGUAUAUUUAUAUGUGAGUAGAUUGGUUUGAAAAAAUACAAAAGAAACUUAGUGGUUGCCAUUGGGCACAGGAGUACAGGAAUGGGGUCUGGGAUGGGAGGGAGACCUCCUUUUUAUUGUAUACUCUUUAAAUUUUUAACUCAUGUACAUAUAUUAUUUUCACAAUUAAAAUCCUUUUAAUAUGUAUAAAUGAAUACUAAUGAAAAUUUUCACUGAACCCACUCCACGAUGUUAUUUGACAAAGUAAGAGUUUCUAUGCUUAUUCAUGAAUGAGGAUAUGGUAUUAAAUUUGAUAUUGAAUUCACAAA
Molecule: messenger RNA, 3000 nt
Organism: Balaenoptera musculus (blue whale)
Lineage: Eukaryota; Metazoa; Chordata; Mammalia; Artiodactyla; Balaenopteridae
Gene: ZFP37
Product: ZFP37 zinc finger protein
Exons: 4
Coding region: 192-1976 (594 amino acids)
Biological process (GO): regulation of DNA-templated transcription
Source: RefSeq, a predicted model, not a curated record